AACGGAACUUCCCCCGGAAAGAUGGAGAAGGCGCUGCGGAAAACGACGCCGUGCCGUGCCGACGUGCCGGACGAGCUCUCCCCCAAAACGCACCUAUAAAUACCCGCGCAGUCCCCCAUCCCCCGUCCUCGUCUCUCCAUGGCAAGUCCGUGAGCUCCCUCCCUCCCCCCCUCCCUCCCUCGUUCUGCCGAAACCGACCACUCUCUCCUUCUCUCUUUCUGGAAUCUUGUAUUGCGAAGGCCAUUGAGGUUUGUAUGAUCAUUGAAUAAUAUGCCGGCAGCAACUGCUGACACAUCCGAUCGAGAUGUGGAACCUUUCCUGGAGCUUGAUCCAACGGGGCGAUUUGGGAGGUAUGGCGAUCUCCUUGGACAUGGUGCAGUGAAAAAGGUCUACAGAGCAUUUGAUCAGGAAGAAGGAGUAGAGGUGGCUUGGAAUCAGGUUCGUUUGGCUAAUUUCAGCGACGAUCCGGUGUUCAUCAAUCGUCUUUACUCGGAGGUUCAGUUGCUGAGCACAUUGAAGAACAAAUACAUUAUUGUCUGCCACAGUGUGUGGAGGAACGAUGAAAACCAUACUCUGAACUUCAUUACGGAAGUAUGCAAUUCAGGGAACUUGAGGAAUUACAGGAGGAAACAUCGUCAAGUGUCUAUCAAGGCGCUGAAAAAAUGGUCAAAGCAAAUACUGGAGGGACUGGAUUAUCUCCAUACGCAUGACCCCUGCAUCAUUCACAGAGAUUUGAAUUGCAGCAAUAUCUUUAUGAAUGGGAACAUUGGCCAGAUAAAAAUUGGUGAUCUGGGGUUGGCAGCUGUUGUGGGUAAGAGCCAUAUAGCGCAUUCAUUGAUUGGGACUCCAGAGUAUAUGGCACCCGAGCUGUAUGAGGAGGACUACACAGAGACGGUGGAUAUUUACUCUUUUGGAAUGUGUUUGCUGGAGAUGGUGACCAUGGAGAUACCCUACAGUGAAUGUGACAGUAUUGCCAAAAUAUACAAGAAGGUGACGGGUGGCAUAUGGCCUCGAGCUAUGACCAGAGUGACAAAUCCAGAAGUGAAGGCUUUUAUUGAGAAGUGCAUAGCUCAGCCAAGGGCGCGACCAUCGGCCUCCGAUCUUCUCAAGGACCCCUUCUUUUCUGAGGUCUCUGGUGAUGAAACUGACCCAACUGGCUGAUUGCUUCACAAGCGAAUUAUUUGGCGGAGUUAUUAGCUAAUUCCACCAGCCUAAAUAUCCCGUCAUUGACUAUUGUCAAUCCCUCUCUAUACCUCGUGAAUUUUUUCUCUGUCAUGCUCAUCAAGUACAUAAGUAGUGGAUAGAAGAAGAAGCAGAGUUGUAAGGAAUAAAAAGGAAGAAAGGGGAAAGAAUUGCAGAUCUGUCUAUCCUUGUAUUCUUCUAGAUUUACUAGUGCAUUCUAUCUUGUUACCCCUUCUAGCUGA
Eucalyptus grandis is the source of this 1424-nucleotide messenger RNA. RefSeq names its product probable serine/threonine-protein kinase WNK11. Gene Ontology annotation, cellular component: cytoplasm. Gene Ontology annotation, molecular function: protein serine/threonine kinase activity; ATP binding. The transcript has 3 exons. Bases 271 to 1161 code for a protein of 296 amino acids. The record is from RefSeq and is a predicted model, not a curated record. Gene Ontology annotation, biological process: intracellular signal transduction; protein phosphorylation. NCBI's taxonomy places the organism in Eukaryota, Viridiplantae, Streptophyta, Magnoliopsida, Myrtales, Myrtaceae.